AUGAAAAAAGCUGUGAUGGCAACGCUGGAUCAUUAUUGUUCAACUGAUGAAUCUCCUUGUCACGAGAAUUGUCCGACAGACACAGACAGCUGGUGUGAAUGGCGCAAAGCCGAAGCUACGGAUCGUCUUGCAUCCUUCAAACAUUCUGCUCGAUUGAUUGACGAAAAAGUGGAGGAACAUAUUCGUCCAAUCUACGAAGAACUUUCGAAUGACGAUCUCAUGACGCGAUGCUUAGGUGGACACACGCAAAAUUCGAACGAAUCGUUCAACUCCACUGUCUGGCGCAUAACUCCGAAACAUCUCAAUUCUGGUCAAAAAAUCGUAGAAAUUGCUGCGUAUAUGGCUGCAGGAAUGUUCAAUGAAGGAUAUUCAGCAGUUCUACAGACCAUGCAAUUACUCAAUUUGAAAAUUGGCCAGCAAUGUAAAAUGUUUGCGGAUAAUGUCGACAUACAACGGAUUGAACGAGAAAGGCGACGUUCGUCUCUUUCCAGUAAGGAAGCUCGUACGGCCCGUAAACUUGAACAACUUCAACAAAAUGAGUUCCAUGAGGAAGCUGAAGGUCUUUUGUAUGGCGCAGGAAUAGCUCAUUAG
This is a messenger RNA of Phymastichus coffea, 591 nucleotides long. RefSeq lists its product as uncharacterized. Lineage: Eukaryota; Metazoa; Arthropoda; Insecta; Hymenoptera; Eulophidae. Bases 1 to 591 code for a protein of 196 amino acids. The transcript has a single exon. The record is from RefSeq and is a predicted model, not a curated record.